GCGCGACACGCACUAAGAUCGUCCGAACAAGUUCGACGAAACCCCAAAUCGUAACUAACUUUACAACGCGAGUGACAAUGCAAGUGCUAGCGCCAAUUUUACUAGCGUGGCUCAUCACCGGUGUCCGGGCGGUGAUCCGGACGCCCCUAGAAGCGUUCAGGCCGUCCGGAGAGAUCCACGUCCGAAGGCCGGACAAGCUGCCGCUGUUGCCUCACCGGAGGACCACGUUGCCGCCAAAAGGCGGACUCAAGAUCUUGUAUCAGACUGGGGUGUCCGAGGAGGAUCUCCCUGAUUGCAGGGCGAGACAGGUCUGCAGUAAGGUGGACUUGUACGACGCGAGGCAGCCCUGGAUCGAGAGGAAAUGCCGCUGUUUGGGGCAUAGACCUUGUUCUAGCGAGCUCACCGCCGACGACAAUCACACAUUAGCAGACAAGACAACAUUAUACAAAACGUGCGAGCCCGUGAAACGUCUGCCCAAAUGCCGCUACUUCAAGGAGGCUGCGUGGACCAUCUUCUCUUUCCCUGAUAGCAACGCCACCCAGCAGAUCGUCAACUGUCACUGCCCCAGAAACUCCGUGACGUAUUUGCUGAAGAAGCUUCCGUACACGACACCUACCGGCGAGCAAGGGAACCAGUACCAGUUCGCGUGUUCGCCGCAAAGCAGAUUACGCUGCUCCCGCAAAGAACCGUGCAAGCUCUUCAGCGCUAGGAGGCGCCACGAGCAAAUAGACGAGGUGAAUGCCAACACCAUCUGCCAAUGCCCCAGGGACCACAUAUGCCCCAAGCACCACACCGAGGUCGGGGUCUUAGCUGGGGUCACGUACGCCGCCGAGGACAUCCGCACGUACCACGGUUACUGCAUGCCAGAACCGCCCCCAGACGUAUACAGAUUCGUUGGCGAUAAGGACUGAGUUCGCUUAGUUUCAUCAGGACAUUUCAAUCAGUGAGAACAAACUUUAGACGAGAUGCAUUUUUUUAAAUUUAAAUUAUGAAGUUGCCGGUGAUUUUUGAAUGUGAAAAUACGUAGUAGUUAGACCUUGUCUGCGCUACUCAAAGGCUUUGAUAGCAAUAUCGAUUUAUUUUGCUCAUUACCUGUUUAGUACAAAAACAAAUCAGCACGUUAAAGAUUGUUAGGUAUGUAAAAUUAAUUUGUUAACAUGAGUUCCGAGCGAUCAAAGAUUGAACUAAUUUAGUUAGAGCUCUAUUGGAACGACACUCAUGUUUGAAUAUAAACUCAAGACUACAUUCUUCACGAUUGUUCUAAAUAAAAAAUAAAAAAUAAAUAGGUACAUACUGAAAUUCAACAAAUCAUAGGCUUUAUCUCUAUUCAAGUGUGAGUGUCGUUUCGUAGUACAAUCCUAUGUAUAUUUAAAAGGCUAGAGACAGAUCAGUUUGAGUUUACCGUGACAGCAAUGCUUAAGUGACAGUUCCUGAAGUGCUGAUUAUUGAGUGGUGUCAUAGUAAACACAGAUUCCUUACAAUUACCAACAAUUGUCUCUAGCUUUACAAAAUCCACGCUGUAAAUACCCUAAAAAUAACGGUAUUGCGUUAUUUCUGUUGCACUGUAAAUAUUAUUAGUUAAGCGAUCAUUCCAAACGUUUUAGAUUAAAUUAUUUUUUCAUAUUUUAAUUAUUUACUUGCCAUAAUUACGUAGUUUGUUGCGUUUGUUCCGAGUCUUCCAAUGCAGUCACGGAGACAUUUUUUGUUCAUUGUUUUGUUUAUGUUAACAAUUUGUAUAAUAAUAUUUGUUAAACUUAGACGUGGUAAGAUGUAAACGCAAUGUAAACGAUUGUUAGGAUAGUUUUUUAAAUAUUUGACAUCGUUCUUCCUCUUUUAUUGGAUGUCAUAGGUUAUUAAGAUAUUAAAUAAAUGUUAUUUUAUUAAAACUGGACGGAGAAUUAAUAUUUUAAUAAUUAACAUUAUGUACAAACGUUUUCAAUGGCUAUUUAAUUAAAAUGAUAGGUAAUUGUAGUUUUUCACCUCAUAGGCUUACCUGCAAGGAUUAUUGAAUUUAUUGAUAGUCACUGUAUUGAAUUAUAGCAGAAAUGGCCUACCUCAAUAUAUCAAAACUUUUUCACAAUUAGUAUUGACUUGACAAGCUUAAUUUUAUUACUUGACUGUCUUAGGUCUCAUAUGAGAAAAAUAUUUCAUAAUAAUAGUCAUACAUCAAAUGUUGUUAUAUUGAGAUACGCCACAUUGUAGUGGUCUGUAGUAAUUCUAAAAUAUUGGAUUACAAAAGGUUUUAUAAACGAAGGGAGUUUUUAUGAUAAUGACAGUGUAACUAUGUAAAUAGAUAAGAAAGCAUGUUGAUUUUUAUUAUAAUACCCAUUAUGGGGUAUGUCUUCCUUAUUUGUUUUAUGUAAAGCUAUUUUAAGUUAAAUUAUUAAAAAGAA
Ostrinia nubilalis (European corn borer) is the source of this 2393-nucleotide messenger RNA. RefSeq names its product protein giant-lens (gene aos). The record is from RefSeq and is a predicted model, not a curated record. The coding region runs from base 78 to 911 and encodes 277 amino acids. Lineage: Eukaryota; Metazoa; Arthropoda; Insecta; Lepidoptera; Crambidae. The transcript is spliced from 4 exons.